This is a messenger RNA of Phragmites australis (common reed), 1036 nucleotides long. RefSeq names its product protein NONRESPONDING TO OXYLIPINS 2, mitochondrial-like. The coding region runs from base 108 to 377 and encodes 89 amino acids. The transcript is spliced from 3 exons. NCBI's taxonomy places the organism in Eukaryota, Viridiplantae, Streptophyta, Magnoliopsida, Poales, Poaceae. The record is from RefSeq and is a predicted model, not a curated record.
UGGGCUUUUGAGCAUUUGGGCUUCGCCCGAACUUUUGUGUUCGGGAUCGAGUUUGCCCGACGCAUUGCCCUGCUUUUCCCGUCGCCGUCCCUCCAUCCCAAGAAGCCAUGGCGUCCUUCUGCCGCUCCGCCGCCGCCGCCGUCGUGAGGUCGGCCGCGCUCCGGUCGAGGUCCCCGACGGCGAGGCCGUUCCCUGGGACGAGGUCUCCUGUCGCGCCGCCGCGCGUCCGCAGGCCCGUUACGGCGGCGGCGCUGGCGAGCGUGGAGUCGUUGAUGCCGUUGCACAGCGCGGUGGCGGCCGCGCGGCUGCGGUCGUGCAUCGCCGCCGACUCGGCCUGCUGGAGCUGCCUCUCCCAAGGUAUGAUCAAGCGCAUCUGAUCAUGGCUAGGGACAUAACGGCUCACGUGCUACUGCGUCAUGAUUUAAUUUUUCAAUAUCUUAGCUUUCUUCUGUAAGGAGUAGGCCUGACAGUGUGUCUUGGCAAAUUUUGAUAAGGGAAUUGUAGCAGCAAAAGCACUGCAUACCACCAUGGGAACUAGUCACUAUUGUUCAAAUUUAGAUUUAAAAUUCUAUGCAGUAGCAGGGUUAUCUUUCGUAUCCUGGAAAUUGGAAUCUGGCAAGCGCAUUUUUGUGUGUGUGAAACAUUUUUACUUUAUGUUCUUAAUUGUUCAAGCAGUACGAGAAUCAAUUUUCUAAUAAAAUAAUGAACUGAGACUCUAAGACCAAUUGCAUUCAAAGAAAGAAUUGAUGUACCAGAAAAUUUGGUACUCCAGUGAUCCUGUUUCCAGUUAUUAUAGGGUUAUGCUGUGGGGUAGAGAUCAUCGUCUAUUUUUGUUGAGUUGUAGUUUGUUAUGUCUUGGCUCCUAUUAUUUGCCCAUCAUAUCAAUAUGCUUUUUAUAUUGAGGUUCCUGUUGGUUCCUCAUCUCUACCAGAUACUAAAUUUUGACUUUGCAUGAUGUUUAGCAUGUGAUUAUGAGCAGCCUGUUUUACAGUAUCAGUUUUGUGUUUGUUGUUCUGCCUUUCACACUUUGUUUUUA